AUGUACCAAGUGAAGCAGCCAUUCACUUUUUCUCAAGAAACAAAUCCAACCCAAACCGGAGAGAAGGUUGACGUGGCCUUGAAGAAAUACAUGGAGGAGCAGAGAUUGAUCACCAAGAACCUAUAUGAGAAGCUUGAUCACAUGUUUGGUGAUCUAAGCAGCAAGUUUGGGUCUCUCUCUACUCACGUUCAAAAGCUUGAGAUGGCACUUGUUCCUACACUAUCUCAAGGGGAAGAAGAAGAAAAUGAGCCUAAGGAGAGGCACAAACCGGAGAGAUACAGUUGGGAAUCAAGAAGAGCUUACAAGAGAAGACUUGAAGGCAAGCCACUACAAAAACAAGAAGAUCCGGGGAAGUUUGUGAUAACUUCAAGUAUCAAUGGCAUUCAACUCCAUGAUUGCCUAUGUGAUACUGGUGCUAAUGUUAAUCUAAUGUCUCUUGCACUUGCAAAAGACUUGGGAUUCAAGGAAUUCAAGAGCCCCAAGAUAAGAGUCGAGUUCGCGGAUCUAUCGUGCAUGGAACCUUAUGGAAUGCUUGAAGAUGUCAUGAUGGAAAUAGGGGCUGGAGCGGUCCUAAACUACUUUGGGAAUCAUCUAUCUUUUGGCCACAUCCGGCAAGAUAUCUUUUUCCCAAGUGUAAAUUUCAGGUCAGUGCCAAGUGCGACCAAGCUACCACCAGAAGAAGCCACUCUCAUGCCUAAGAAAGAAGCUGUGAUGCAUGGAGAAAGAAGAGAGAGUGAGCGCUACCCAAAACCAAAGGAGAAGAAGAAACCAUUGGAGCCGAGGCAUGAAAAUGUCUUCAAAGAUAUCAACUCCAUCUUACUUCCAACCUUUGACGAGUAUGGAGCUGAAGAGGAGACUAAUGGUGCACCUAAUCUCUUUCACAAGAUAAGAAUCUUUACACCAAAAGAUUCGGAGCUUAAAGGUGACCAAUCCAUUGAAGAGAAGCUUGAGAGAACUAUGAAGCUUUUCCCCAAGGCAUUGGUUUUCAAGAUGAUGUGA
This is a messenger RNA of Microthlaspi erraticum, 999 nucleotides long. The record is from the annotation of a GenBank genome assembly. NCBI's taxonomy places the organism in Eukaryota, Viridiplantae, Streptophyta, Magnoliopsida, Brassicales, Brassicaceae.